AUGAGCAACAACAACGAAGAAGCUUCAGUUUCCGACGUUUCCAAGGUUGAAUCCAUGACUUCUGAGGAGAGAGCGGCACUGAGAAAGAAGAAAUUCACAAAUCAGAAGAGCGAUGACAGCUCCAAUGCUACAGCUUCCUCAUCUUCUAGUGCGUCUGAUCCUUUGACUGACAAGGACCAGAUCCAGAAACGUAAAGAAAGAUUUGCUGCUGACGAAUUGCAAAAGCAAAUAAAUUCCGGACUAGGAAUGGAGCCUCCUGAAAAGAAAAAGAAGGGUACAAAGAGAGGAAUUAAAAAACAAUCAAAAACUGGAGGAAAUACUCGUGGUGGAUAUAGACCUCGUAGAGGAGGAAGAGGACGUGGUGGUAAAAGAAACUAG
Molecule: messenger RNA, 378 nt
Organism: Naegleria lovaniensis
Lineage: Eukaryota; Heterolobosea; Eutetramitea; Acrasida; Naegleriidae
Exons: 2
Coding region: 1-378 (125 amino acids)
Source: RefSeq, a predicted model, not a curated record